Pan troglodytes (chimpanzee) is the source of this 3019-nucleotide messenger RNA. It is a transcript of the gene SLC13A1, whose product is annotated as solute carrier family 13 member 1. Gene Ontology annotation, cellular component: plasma membrane. The record is from RefSeq and is a predicted model, not a curated record. The coding region runs from base 184 to 1971 and encodes 595 amino acids. Gene Ontology annotation, molecular function: sodium:sulfate symporter activity. Gene Ontology annotation, biological process: sodium ion transport; sulfate transmembrane transport. The transcript has 17 exons. Lineage: Eukaryota; Metazoa; Chordata; Mammalia; Primates; Hominidae.
UGAAAGUAAAAAUUGAUAUAGUUAAUUGACAUCAGCCUGGAAAUUUUACUAUAUACACAAUCUACGUGCUUUUCUUUCAUCAAGAAGACUCAACAUCUUAAGGAAUGGAGAGUGAAGAGAAAACCACUGAGGAAUAAGAGGUUGGCUGAAGGAGGACACUAUUGAAGCCACCUGCUCAGGACAAUGAAAUUCUUCAGUUACAUUCUGGUUUAUCGCCGAUUUCUCUUCGUGGUUUUCACUGUGUUGGUUUUACUGCCUCUGCCCAUCGUCCUCCGCACCAAGGAAGCAGAAUGUGCCUACACACUCUUUGUGGUCGCCACAUUUUGGCUCACAGAAGCAUUGCCUCUGUCGGUAACAGCUUUGCUACCUAGUUUAAUGUUACCCAUGUUUGGGAUCAUGCCUUCUAAGAAGGUGGCAUCUGCUUAUUUCAAGGAUUUUCACUUACUGCUAAUUGGAGUUAUCUGUUUAGCAACAUCCAUAGAAAAAUGGAAUUUGCACAAGAGAAUUGCUCUGAAAAUGGUGAUGAUGGUUGGUGUAAAUCCUGCAUGGCUGACGCUGGGGUUCAUGAGCAGCACUGCCUUUUUGUCUAUGUGGCUCAGCAACACCUCGACGGCUGCCAUGGUGAUGCCCAUUGCGGAGGCUGUAGUGCAGCAGAUCAUCAAUGCAGAAGCAGAGGUCGAGGCCACUCAGAUGACUUACUUCAACGGAUCAACCAACCACGGACUAGAAAUUGAUGAAAGUGUUAAUGGACAUGAAAUAAAUGAGAGGAAAGAGAAAACAAAACCAGUUCCAGGAUACAAUAAUGAUACAGGGAAAAUUUCAAGCAAGGUGGAGUUGGAAAAGAACUCAGGCAUGGGAACCAAAUAUCGAACAAAGAAGGGCCACGUGACAUGUAAACUUAUGUGUUUGUGCAUUGCCUACUCUUCUACCAUUGGUGGACUGACAACAAUCACUGGUACCUCCACCAACUUGAUCUUUGCAGAGUAUUUCAAUACACGCUAUCCUGACUGUGGUUGCCUCAACUUUGGAUCAUGGUUUACGGUUUCCUUCCCAGCUGCCCUUAUCAUUCUACUCUUAUCCUGGAUCUGGCUUCAGUGGCUUUUCCUAGGAUUCAAUUUUAAGGAGAUGUUCAAAUGUGGCAAAACCAAAACAGUCCAACAAAAAGCUUGUGCUGAGGUGAUUAAGCAAGAAUACCAAAAGCUUGGGCCAAUAAGGUAUCAAGAAAUUGUGACCUUGGUCCUCUUCAUUAUAAUGGCUCUGCUAUGGUUUAGUCGAGAUCCCGGAUUUGUUCCUGGUUGGUCUGCACUUUUUUCAGAGUACCCUGGUUUUGCUACAGAUUCAACUGUUGCUUUACUUAUAGGGCUGCUAUUCUUUCUUAUCCCAGCUAAGAGACUGACUAAAACUACACCUACAGGAGAAAUUGUUGCUUUUGAUUACUCUCCACUGAUUACUUGGAAAGAAUUCCAGUCAUUCAUGCCCUGGGAUAUAGCCAUUCUUGUUGGUGGAGGGUUUGCCCUGGCAGAUGGUUGUGAGGAGUCUGGAUUAUCUAAGUGGAUAGGAAAUAAAUUAUCUCCUCUGGGUUCAUUACCAGCUUGGCUAAUAAUUCUGAUAUCUUCUUUGAUGGUGACAUCUUUAACUGAGGUAGCCAGCAAUCCAGCUACCAUUACACUCUUUCUCCCAAUAUUAUCUCCAUUGGCCGAAGCCAUUCAUGUGAACCCUCUUUAUAUUCUGAUACCUUCUACUCUGUGUACUUCAUUUGCAUUCCUCCUACCAGUAGCAAAUCCACCCAAUGCUAUUGUCUUUUCAUAUGGUCAUCUGAAAGUCAUUGACAUGGUUAAAGCUGGACUUGGUGUCAACAUUGUUGGUGUUGCUGUGGUUAUGCUUGGCAUAUGUACCUGGAUUGUAUCCAUGUUUGACCUCUACACUUACCCUUCGUGGGCUCCUGCUAUGAGUAAUGAGACCAUGCCAUAAUAAGCACAAAAUUUCUGACUAUCUUGUGGUAAUUUCUGGAGGGCAUUAAUGAUUGACUGUAAAAUGUGGCUCUAAAUAACUAAUGACACACAUUUAAAUCAGUUAUGGUGUAGCUGCUGCAAUUCCCGUGAAUACCCGAAACCUGCUGUUAUAACUCAGAGUCCAUAUUUGUUAUUGCGGUGCAACUAAAGAGCAUCUAUGUGCCUUCAUCAAGAAGCCCAUGUUUGAGAUUUUGCUCAUGAACCAUCUGCAACUUGCUUCAUCAUAAGAAUAAUUUAUAACUUGACCUUCAAAGAGAUUAGAGCAUUUGUUUCAUCUUACAGUUGGAGUUCAAUGUAACAUUUUAAAUGCAAUUUAUUAUUUCAGAAAUUUCCCAUGAAACUAAAAAUAGAAAAUAAGAUAUACAAGUUAAUUCGGUACUUGGAUAAAUCAUUUCUGCAUUGUUGUUCCAGAGAAUUUGCUGAGAAAUCAAAGCCAUGGUCAUCUGGUGAUGAAGAGAAAAGUUUAAUCUAAAUGAUAUGUGCAUUUCCUCAUUUAAAAAAUCCAAUUGGAUUAUUCUUAAUAUAUACAUGUAAUAUGAAAAUUGAGAUUGAAGCACUAAUUCCAAAAUUAUGGCUGAAUAUACUAAAUAACAGAAAACUUACAGAUAAGAAUUUAUUUCUACUGAACUCUAUAGUUAGAGUAAUAUAAUUCAUAUUUUUAUGAUAUUGGCACACUGAGAAAUUCAUUUUGUAGAGCUAUGGAUAAGGCUUGCUAUGAUUUGCACUAUUAGUACAGUAUAGUUAGAAAGGAAAGCUGAACACUAUAAAACUAUUAACAUAUUUUCGUAUAUGAGUAACAACUUUGCUUAAGUGUUUAUCUUAGUUCAGAAAUACAUAAUGUCAUAUGUUAAAAAUAAAGAGAUGUAGAAAUCUAAAUGAAUUAUCACUGUGUAUACAGACAGAAAAAUCACAUAACUCUGGUAUGUUAACAUUGCAAUGAAAAAAUGAAAAAAAGAAGGAAAAAAGAAUAAGAAUGAAAACUGCUGACGUAUUACAAAACAGAAAAA